AUGGGCGACGCGACCGCGCGCGGGGACGACCGCGGGACGUUCGCGGUGGUGGAUUUAGUCGCGCAUCUCUAUCGAGGCACCGCGGACGAUCGACGCGCGCUCGGGGCGGUGUGGGCGCGGUACACGGCGGCGACGGCGGCGGAGCGCCGGGCGAAAGGAUUCGAACUCGUGCGCAUGCAUCACGCGACGCUCACGCGCGUGCUCAGGGACGACCCGUGCGGGGAGUUUUUGGAUAUCGAUGACGUGCGCAUGGCGUGGGAGGAGUUCACGAUGAAGAGUUACGACGCGCUGGAGGGACCGGUGAUGAAGCGAAACGAAUCGUUCAACCAACUCGCGCGAGAUCUCGAAAAUGUCAUCGCGAAAAUGUCGCCGUCGACGAGCGGGGCGAACACGCCCGAGGGAUCGACGCGAGGGGUCGAGCGGAUCAGUUCGAGCGGUAUGCUCCUAAACAUCGGGACGACGUCUCGCGAGCCGAGCGUCCGCGGCGGCGGCGCCUUCUUCCAGUCCAAGGGCGCCGUCGGCGGCGAUGAGCUUCGCGCCAAGCUCGAUGACGCGUAA
Molecule: messenger RNA, 558 nt
Organism: Ostreococcus tauri
Lineage: Eukaryota; Viridiplantae; Chlorophyta; Mamiellophyceae; Mamiellales; Bathycoccaceae
Product: unnamed product
Exons: 2
Coding region: 1-558 (185 amino acids)
Source: RefSeq, a predicted model, not a curated record